UCGGUCAUGUAUAAAUGGCUCAGAUUGCUCUUUUCGUAUCAGUGCGUUUUUGACACGACGCGGUCAAGUGCGUCUCGUGAAAAUGAUUUUACACGUUGCGAUAUGUCUGCUGGCGCUCACGGCGUCGACGAAGGCUGACGGGGGAUUGGGGUACGGAGGCCUAGACGGGCUAGUGUACGCGCCCGGGCAUGCCUCAGUUGAUUAUUAUGCCUAUCCCCGUUAUGCGUUCGAAUACUCUGUGAAAGACCCUCACACCGGCGACAAUAAAGCGCAAUGGGAGAAACGUGACGGAGACGUUGUCAAAGGAGCAUAUUCACUUGUGGAACCCGACGGCAGCCUGCGAGUCGUGGAGUACUACGCCGACGACAAGACGGGCUUUAAUGCCGUCGUGAAGCGCCUGGGCCCCAACCUGCACCCGGCCACCGUCCACGCGGCCCCGAUCUACAAGGCCCCGAUCCCGGUACUCGGCGGACAUGGCUCCGUCCUCUCCCCGAUUUCCGUCGGCCCGGUGGCGAACCUCGGACACCUGGCGACCGCACCUCUGAUUUCAGGACCGAUCCAUGGCGGCCCGAUUUAUAGCCCCGCUUUAUCGGCUCAGAACCUGAUCAAAGAACCAGUGAUUGUGAAAUAUCUGCCCGCGCCGAUCCACCCUGAACCUAUAUUACAUGAGCCUAUCCAUCACGCGCCAAUUCUAAAAGGCCCGAUCCUGUCCGAACCAAUUCUUCAUGAACCGAUCAUCAAAAGCCCUAUUCUGCCCGGACCCAUUUAUAAGAGUGGCCCAAUCGUGACCUCUCCUCUUCUUUAUGAGCCUAACAACAAAGGUCCUGUUCUACCCGGACCUAUCUACAAGAGUGGCCCACUCCUGCCAGGACCCAUCUAUAAAAAUGGCCCACUCCUACCUAGUACUAUCUACAAGAACGGGCCAAUUUCCUACGGACCUCUGCCAAUCCUCAAAGGCCUGCCCGGGCCUAUCUAUAAGGCUGGUCCGAUUUACUCUGAGCCGUUAGGCCCGCUGCCGGAUUACAAAGCGCCACUACCCCUAUACAAUGAGCACGUACCUCUUCUUCACAAGGAGCCGCUGCCCGCUUUGCCUUUAUUGAAGGGGUCGGCAGAGCUUGGACUAUAUGGUAAAGGACCUAUCAGCUCACUUGAUUGGGAAGGUUUAGGUAGAGGACACCUCGAGCAAGGCUAUGGUUUGAGCAAGGGCAUCGGCCCGCUGGGCCCAUCCCUGGGAGGGCACGGAUUGGUAAAAGGAAACAAUGGACCUAUUCUACCCUAUGCAGGCUUAGAAAAAGGUUACGGAUUGCUCAAAGGAAACAUUGGACCUAUUCUACCCUAUGAAGGCUUAGAAAAAGGACGUCUGCUGCCCUCCUGGAACGGUCCGAUAGAGUAUCCUCUGUACCCACAAGACGGGUACAAACACUGAUCGCAACGAUAAAUAGCAGCCAGAAGCCCACAACGGCACACGCAAUGCACAAGAGUUCAAACAAUGGAUAACAGAGGCAAGCAAUAGUGCACAGUGGGCUUCUUACUUUACCAAUCAUUUGCCGCGGUCAAGGCUCCUUUGCCAUGUCUUGAUUAGAAUAACUAACCAUGAACCCUCAUUGGUGAUAUGACAACGUAGUCGAUAGUUUAGACCAAACUGUAACUAUUUUAGGAUAUUUAAUAUUUAUGUUGAUACGAUUAAGAUACUUAGUAUAUCUUUACGAACACAAUAUAGCAUGCGCCACCGUGUGGUAUAUAA
Molecule: messenger RNA, 1744 nt
Organism: Cydia pomonella (codling moth)
Lineage: Eukaryota; Metazoa; Arthropoda; Insecta; Lepidoptera; Tortricidae
Exons: 4
Coding region: 83-1426 (447 amino acids)
Cellular component (GO): extracellular matrix
Source: RefSeq, a predicted model, not a curated record